This is a messenger RNA of Acanthosepion pharaonis, 510 nucleotides long. The record is from the annotation of a GenBank genome assembly. Lineage: Eukaryota; Metazoa; Mollusca; Cephalopoda; Sepiida; Sepiidae.
AUGCUUUGUGAAGAGCAGCGAUAUAUAUUUCUUACUACUGGUUCUGGCUUUUGCAUCUAUGAUAUCCAGACAAGUAAGUUCCUCGUCAAGAAGUCUGUAGCUCAUUACUCAAAAAUACUGCACUUGGGAUUGGUUUGCAAUGGGCAUUAUUUAGCAACAUGUUCUGAAGAUGGUUCAUUACGUCUUUGGGGCACAAAACCUGAAUUGAAAAGUCCAAUGUCUGAAUUAAGGUCCCCAGUUACUAAAACACCAAUGAGUCAUGUGGAAAGAUUCUUCAGGGUGACGCAAUCCAAAACUCCAAAUGCUAUUCCUGCAAUGGAACCUGAUCUUCUGGGAGAAUGCUUAGGUCAUUCUGGUGCAGUGCAGAUGUUUCUUGAUUUUGGGAAUGAUGGUUUAGUGACUUGUAGCGUUGAUGGAAUGAUGAUAGCUUGGAAGAAUCAUGAGUACGAAGAGAUGAAGAGAUGCACACAGAUUCUGCAGCUGCAGCAAACGGAUCAAUUUAUCACCUAA